AUGGCUGACCCUCAUUUGCUCAUCAACCAGCGACAAAAGAGCUCAACCCUCAUGAUCGUGAGCUUCCUCGGAAGUGGCGUUCCUAAUCCGAGUAAACGUAACCGUAGCGGAUGGUUUGGUUACACUGCUCUGUUGCAUCGAAGCGCGUCCAUUCCAACUGACUCGUGA
This is a messenger RNA of Plasmopara halstedii, 168 nucleotides long. RefSeq lists its product as uncharacterized. The record is from RefSeq and is a predicted model, not a curated record. The transcript is spliced from 2 exons. The coding region runs from base 1 to 168 and encodes 55 amino acids. NCBI's taxonomy places the organism in Eukaryota, Oomycota, Peronosporomycetes, Peronosporales, Peronosporaceae.